UGUGUGUGUGAAGCUCUUCUGUCCAUCAGACCCACCGACAACAUCAACAUGACUUCCUACACUGACAAAGGAGAGAAGCCAGAGAGAGGGAAAUUUAUAAAAUUUCACCAUGUGAAAUUCUGGGUGGGAAAUGCCAAACAGGCUGCGGUGUUUUACUGUGAUAAGUUUGGCUUCGAGCCGCUGGCGUAUAAAGUUCUGGAGACGGGCAGCAGAGAGGUGGUGUCUCACGCCAUCAGACAGGACAAGAUAAUCUUUGUCUUUGAGUCCGCCCUGAACCCUGGGAACGAGGAAAUGUGCGAGCAUCUCAUGAAACAUGGAGACGGAGUGAAAGACGUGGCAUUUCAAGUGGAGGACUGUGACUUUUUAAUCAAGAAAGCCAAAGAGAGAGGAGCGGUGAUCGUCAAAGAGCCGUGGGUCGAGCAGGAUUCAGGCGGCAAAGUCAAAUACGCCGUAAUUCAGACGUACGGAGACACGACACACACAUUUGUGGAGUACAUGGGGCCAUAUAAAGGUCUGUUUCUGCCAGGAUACAAAGAGCCGCUGUUCAGAGACCCUCUGUUAGCAAAACUGCCUCCGGGACACUUAUGCUUCAUCGAUCACGUUGUGGGAAACCAGCCAGAUGAUAAAAUGGUGCCAGUUUCUGACUGGUAUCAGAAGUGUCUGAUGUUCCACAGGUUCUGGUCCAUCGAAUUUUGUAAUAUAUGUACCCUUAAUGAACCAGCCAUGGGGAAAAAGAAAUCACAAAUCCAGGAGUAUAUCGACUACAACGGAGGACCCGGAGUGCAGCACAUCGCACUAAACACCCCCAACAUCAUCCAAGCUAUUGUGAACCUCCGAGCUCGAGGGAUGGAGUUCUUGUCCACACCCGAUAAUUACUACGACACCCUACGGCAGAAUCUCAAGACGGCCAAGAUCAAGGUGAAGGAGGACCUAAAAACACUGCAGGAGUUAAAAAUCUUAGUAGACUAUGACGAUAAAGGUUACCUGCUGCAGAUCUUCACCAAACCCGUGCAGGACAGACCGACGCUCUUCCUGGAGGUCAUCCAGAGGAACAACCACUCUGGUUUUGGAGCUGGAAACUUCAAAUCUCUGUUCGAGGCCAUCGAGAAAGACCAGGAUGCCAGAGGAAACCUCACAGUUCUCACACCGGAGAGCCAGGGCGUCCCGAAGGCCUCUUACUAACACACACAACUGCAUUAAGGUGAUUUACUCAAGCCUCAUGCUGGAGUGAAAUAAUAUGACACCAUCAAUUAAAAUGUCCAGGAUGACAAUAAAGACAUUUAAUAU
Molecule: messenger RNA, 1287 nt
Organism: Sinocyclocheilus anshuiensis
Lineage: Eukaryota; Metazoa; Chordata; Actinopteri; Cypriniformes; Cyprinidae
Product: 4-hydroxyphenylpyruvate dioxygenase-like
Exons: 16
Coding region: 49-1182 (377 amino acids)
Biological process (GO): L-tyrosine catabolic process
Cellular component (GO): endoplasmic reticulum membrane; Golgi membrane
Molecular function (GO): metal ion binding; lactoylglutathione lyase activity; 4-hydroxyphenylpyruvate dioxygenase activity
Source: RefSeq, a predicted model, not a curated record